This is a messenger RNA of Nicotiana tabacum (common tobacco), 1095 nucleotides long. NCBI's taxonomy places the organism in Eukaryota, Viridiplantae, Streptophyta, Magnoliopsida, Solanales, Solanaceae. The record is from RefSeq and is a predicted model, not a curated record.
AUGCCUUCAUCAUCUCACAACACUUCCGAGGGUUCGGAAAGUGCUAGCCAAGCUUCUGAGGCAGCUGCUCCAGGGUCUGGUUCACAUGAUAUUCCUAAUGAUGGGAGAGGGGGAGAAGAGUACCUUACAGAUGCAAAGGUAGAGCCCAUGCCAUUUGAUACAAAGGUAAAGCCGAAAGGUCCGUUUGCAUGGUACAAGCUGCAGGAUCCAAACAACUCGAAGAAGAAUCCUCAGCCUUCUACUACUUUCGGCCAAUUUGAUGUGCCUGUAGUAGUGGUUUCUCAUACAACUGAUAUUCCAUCUACAUCAGCUGAGUCCUCUACCAAUGUAGCAGUUGCUAUCCCCGAGUCGUCAUCUUCAGCUCCUUAUACAGUUCCUUCUACUUCUCAUAGGGCUGUCCUUACUCCGAUUCUGAAGCUGGUGCCUAUGCCUACAUGCACACUUUCUACUCUGCGAGCCGCCCCAGAUCUAUCUGCACAGGAUGAUCCAGCUAGCCAAUAUGAGGAUCCAUGCCUUGUCGUCGACACUACUGACGCAAUGCGUACAGUGUUCCACACUCUCGCCACUCCCAAAUAUGAUGAUGAUAUUCAGUUUUCUGAGCUAACAGAGAUUGAUGUUGCCGGGGACACAGAGAUUGGUGGUAGUAGUAGCGGUGGUAGUAGUAGCGGUGGUAGUAGUAGCGGUGGUAGUAGUAGCGGUGGUGGUAGUAGCGGUGGUGGUAGUAGUAGCGGUGGUGGUAGUAGUAGCGGUAGUAGUAGUAGCGGUAGUAGUAGUAGCGGUAGUAGUAGUAGCGGUAGUAGUCGUAGCGGUAGUAGUUGCUAUAGAUUGGAGGGAGGCUGGCUACUGAGGAAGAGAAAGAUCAUUUACAUGAGCGUUUCCCACUCAAUGCCCAUUCACAGAAUCUGGCGGGGCUUGGCUGAGCCCGAGAAGUAUGAGGAUGAAACUAAGGAGGAUGCAGAGCCAGGGGAUGAUGAUACCGAUUGGGCAGUUGCUGGUAUGGCUUUCAUGAGGGAGAUGACAAGGAGCGACCAUGAAGUUUUUCUUACCACCUCACUUGUUUUUCAUCAUUUUAUAUGCAUUGAGGACAAUGCAUGA